Messenger RNA from Diaporthe amygdali, 330 nucleotides. RefSeq lists its product as uncharacterized. Lineage: Eukaryota; Fungi; Ascomycota; Sordariomycetes; Diaporthales; Diaporthaceae. The record is from RefSeq and is a predicted model, not a curated record. The transcript is spliced from 3 exons. The coding region runs from base 1 to 330 and encodes 109 amino acids. Gene Ontology annotation, cellular component: membrane.
AUGGGAGCCGAUCACCCAGCUUUCACACUAGCCGGCCUGUUGGCUGCGGGCGGAACAAUGGGAUUUGUCAAGGGCGGCUCAAAACCGUCUCUCAUCGCAGGCGUUGGAUUGGGCGCUUCAUACGGCGUCGCGGGCUACCUCCUCAAGGAGAACAAGGAUUACGGCUCAGAGCUUGCACUUGGAAGCAGUGUUACUCUGCUCGGCGCGGCAACAAGCAGAUGUAUUAAGACCAAGUUCAGGGCUCCUGUGCCACUUGGUCUCUUUGCUACAGGAGGGUUGGCCACAUGGUACUUCUUUAAGAAGUACAGAGAGUUCAACUACGGUGUUUAA